Molecule: messenger RNA, 1973 nt
Organism: Geodia barretti
Lineage: Eukaryota; Metazoa; Porifera; Demospongiae; Tetractinellida; Geodiidae
Source: the annotation of a GenBank genome assembly
GUGGCAACACAGAUCCACUGCUCCCCUGAGAAAACUGUUUGCUAUGGCAAAUGUAGGAAACAUGCGUCUCUGCACGUAGAAGACAUCAGGAGAUGCUAUUUUCUUCAGCUCCAUUGUUUGUGCAGAAAAAUGAAUCGUUAAUACAUAGUGGCUUCAUAGUGCUAUUUGAGCAAGGUUUUUUUGCCUUUUAACUAGCAAUGGUUUUAUACACCAAGGUUGAGUUGAGCCAAGCCAAUUAGUCAAAGAUAUCACUUGCAUUAAAUGUGUUUAAGUGGUGCAUGAAAUUAUAGUUCAUAGCAUAUCAGCCAUAGGUAGAUAGAUAUAAUAGAUAGAUAAAAAUAAAAACCACCACCAACAUAUAUCCACAAAUCCCAAAAUAUCCAUACAAAACACAUACACAAAAACACAUGACAUGACAUGAGAGCAGGACACUGGGUGCCCAGCCUUGAGAACCGGGGCGGUGGGUUAAAGAGUCUUUUAUGGCAUGUUAUUCUUUCAGUUUUCAAGCCAAAACAUCAAUUAUGAAAAACCCCAGGCAGAGAGAGCCCCAAAAGUCAGUUGUGUCUCUAUAUAAAUGUUCAGCAUCGAGUUUCUAUCAGUUAUAUCUGGACAAUGUCUUUGGUAACAUGGACCUACUGCUUCCUCACAAUGUGUUCAGUGUUGGCUACUAACACAAGUUGCCCAACCUGGCACUACUACCACAAUGCCACAGGACAGUGUGAGUGUGGAAAGUGGUUGACCUGUAGCAGUGACAGCAACCAGGUGGACAUCAGAAAUGAUUGCUGUGCAACACCCUUGGGGGAAGACGGUGAUUACUAUGUUGGCUUUUGUCCAUUAGCACACACUGUCAACAGUAGCAACAGAUUGUAUUCAGAGAUGCCCAGCAAUGCUAGCCAGUUGGAUGAGGUGAUGUGUGGUCCUUACAACAGAAGAGGUUUGCUGUGUGGGGAGUGUAAGGAAGGCUACGGUCCUGCUGUUUAUUCAUUUGACCAGAAAUGUGCCAAAUGCUCAAGUCUCUGGUCAGGAUAUGCCAUCUGUCUAUAUCUGUUUUUUCAGUUUGUUCCAACAACAUUCAUUUUAAUUUGUUUCGUUGUCAGUCGUCUAAACAUCACCUCAGGCCCACUUCUGGGAUAUGUGCUUUUCUGUCAGGCAACAGCAGCAAUCAGAACUUAUCAUUAUUAUUUCCUGUAUGGCUACAUAUACAAUCACGUGGCUUUAUCUCUGAGAUUAUUGCUAGACUUUAUAGUGGCAGUGUCUGAGUUUUGGAGCUUAAACUUUUUCAAGGUCAUAAUUCCACCGUUUUGUAUCAGUGAGAAACUAACUGCCAUCCAUGUUCAUGUGCUUAAUCUAAUACCAGCCAUUUACCCACUUGUCCUGGUCAUAAUCUCCUGUGUUCUGAUGGAGCUGCAUGCAAGAAAAUACAGAAUUGUUGAAAUUCUGUGGAAGCCUUUUAAGAUCAUUCUCAGUAAGACCAACAUUACAGGAGUGACUAGCGAUGCUGUGUUUCGUGCCUUUGCGUCAUUCAUCUUCCUUUCUAAUAUUUCCGUGAUGUUUGCUUCAUAUCAGAUGGUGAAUUUUGUUACAGUAUACAACUCUGUUGGGCUUAUUCAAAGUGAAGUCCUUUACAUUGAUCCUACAGUGGAGUGGACGGAUUCUAUCCCAUACGCACUCACCGCUGGUGUACCGAUAUCUGUCAAGGUUUCUGAGUGCCAGGAAACGACUGGCCAUCACAGCAUUUGCUGAGGCUCUCCACAGCUGUUUCAAAGAUGGUCUGAAUGGAACUCGUGACUACAGAGCACUGGCUGGAGGGACAGUUUUUGUUGUUUUGCUUUCCUCUCUAAUAGGCAUGUGUUUCAGAUACAUUUUUGAUCCAGUGUCUCUGAAUUUGUUGAAACAAUGGUGUGGAUGACACUAGCUUGUGUAGUCACAUAUUUGAAGCCUUGCAAGUCAGCAGUUGCAAACUUGUCUCUCGG